GCAAUGCAAUGCAAUACCCGUGGAAUUGAGGGUGGGGUUGGAGAGAGAGCAGGCAGGGAAGCUGCGAGUCAGGUGGGGGGGGGGUUGCAGCUGAUUCAUCCUUGUUGCAUAGAAGAGACAGGGGUUUCUCCCUGAAGGCGCUCGCUCGCUCUCUCAUUCACUCACACACGUGUGUCUGCAUGCACACACAGAUCACGUGAGGAGCCCUGUAGUUUCAUUAGGCCAACGGCCCAUCUAGUCCAGCAUCCAGUGUUUGAAUCAUAGAAUCGUAGAGUUGGAAAAGGGACCCUGAGAGUUAUCUAGUCCAACCCGCCCUCUUCAAGGCAGGAAUCUCAGCACUGUGUCCUUUCGGUGGCCAAGCCUGCAAAGAAGAAUUGGAGCCCAAGAGCAUCUCUCCCUUCAGACUGCAGACCCAGUUUCCUCCUCUGCUUCUUUGAAGGCAUCUUUCAGUUUGCCAGAGGGGGCACCUUUGCAAGAUCCUAAUCUCCACCUCACCCUGCCCCAAAGUCACACGCUCCUACCCUCCAGAAAGAAGGCGGUGGUGGAGGUUCUGUGCUGGAGGCCGAACUGUUGUGAAGCUCAAGGAUGGAGGAGCAAGACUCAUCUGGGCCCGAGGAGGGAGAAGGUCCCCACAUCGUCCAGAUUGGGAGCAGUGGGGCCAUCUGGGGGGACUUGCCGCAGAAGUGCUUCAGGGAGUUGUGCUACCAGGAAGCCGAGGGUCCAAGAGAGAUCUGUGGCCAGCUCCGCUCACUGUGCUAUCAGUGGCUGAAGCCGGAAAGGAACACAAAAGCCCAGAUGCUGGACCUGGUGGUCCUGGAGCAGUUCCUGGCUGUCCUCCCCCCAGAGAUGGAGAGCUGGGUGAGGGAGUGUGGAGCGGAGACCAGUUCCCAGGCGGUGGCCCUGGCCGAAGGCUUCCUCCUGAGCCAGACAGAGGACAGAAAGCAGGAAGACAUGCAGCUGCGGGGCUUGCUAGCCAAAGGGGCCACAGAUUUCCCAGGGGCCAAGGAGCAUCCGCCGGAGGCUACGCGGAGGCUGCUCUUCAGGUGGAUCAAGCAGGAGGGGGAUGGAGGGCCCCCCUCCCUGGAAAGCGCAACCGUUCUCAGAGAUGGAGAGACGGUGCUGGGGGUUCCUCGUCUGACGCCUUCUCUUUGCAGCCAGCCGGAAGUGGCUCCUGUGUUACCAGGACAGGGUCCGGCACCCUUUGAGAAGAUGCCUGUUCAUUUCAUGGAGGAGAAGAGGACUCUUCCAGAACCAGGCCAGGCGUCUCUGCACAGGGGAUCUGCGGAGGAGAACACUGGGGAUCUGGUCUUUCUGGGUAACGGGCAAGAGGGCGAAGGGCAGAGAAGGGCAGCUGAGGAGACACAGAAGUGGGGGGCCAAAGCCUUUGUGUUCGAGGGGGGCGAGGCGGAUGAGAUUCCGAUUGAGGAGGAACGUCCUGCAGGGAAGCGCCGGUACGUCCACGGCAGAGAGAAGCCCGUGAAAUGCUCCGAGUGCGGGAAGAGCUUCAACCACCAGGUUCACCUCCUCAAACAUCAGAGGACCCACAUGGUGGAGGAAACCUACCGGUGUGCCGAGUGCGGGAAGCAGUUCAGCCACAGCUCCUACCUCAGCUCCCACCAGAAGAUCCACAUGGGGGAGAAACCCUACAAGUGCCUGCAGUGUGGGAAGACCUUUAGCCACGGCAGGAGCCUCAACUCACAUCAGAUAAUCCACACGGGCCAGAAGCCCUACAAGUGCUCGGUGUGCCCCAAGAGCUUCAGCCACAGCAGGAGCCUCAAGGUGCACCUGAGGAUCCACACUGGGGAGAAGCCCUUCGGCUGCUCCGAGUGCGGGAGGAGCUUCAGCCAGUGCUCCAACCUUAUCAAACAUCAGAGAAUCCACACGGGAGAGAAGCCGUACAAGUGCUCCCAGUGCGGGGUGUGCUUCAAUCAGAGCAUCCAGCUGAAGAGGCACCAAAUCGUCCACACGGGUCAGGAUCCUGUCUAUCAGAGCAUCCAGCUUAAACGGCACCAGAUCAUCAACACGGGGUAGGAUCCUGUGAGUCCUGAGCCCAACCCCUUCGUUUUGGGAGAAAAGCACAUGGCUUCCUAUAAUUGAUGUUGUUGAACCUGCCAGAGAACUACAGAUGAACUAAUUAAAUAAAGUUUAGAUUUGGAAGUGACCCCAGAAAUCUAAUAAUAAUAAUAAUAAUAAUAAUAAUAAUAAUAAUAAUAAUAAUAAAAAAUUUUAUUUAUACCCCACCCUCCCUAGCCAGAGCUGGGCUCAUUGCGGCUAACACCAAUAAAAUCACAGUAAAAACAUAAUUGGGGAAGGAAAGGGAAAAAAACCAAUUUAAAAUACAGGUUAAAAUGCAAUUUAAAAUGCAGCCUCAUUUUAAAAGUAGCCAAUAGAUCAAGACCAUAAGGGGAGGGAAACAUAAGGGUCAAACUGAGUCCAAACCAAAGGCCAGUUCGAACAGUCUUGCAGGCCCUGCAGAAAGAUUUCAAGUCCUGCAGGGCCCUAGUCUCUUGUGACAGAGCAUUCCACCAAGUCGGGGCCAGUACUGAAAAGGCCCUGGCCCUAGUUGAGACCAAUCUAACCACCUUGCGACCUGGGCCCUACAAAAUGUUGUCAUUUGUGGACCUUAAGGUCCUCUGCAGGGCAUACCAGGAGAGGUGGUCCCAUCCAGCCCCUUGCUAAGGAAUUUGCUACAGAUGGUCACCGAGCCAUUGUCCAAGAGAUGAGAGUCCACCACCUUCCGAGGGGGUCCGUUCCAGUGUCCAAACAGCUUCUUUGACCAACCCUAGACAACACAUCUUAGACACUGCAGCUAUUCCCACAUUAACUAAAUUGCUGAAUUAAAGGAAUAAAUACCAGAGUUUCCAUGAAAGGACCAACUGCGGUGAUGCACAGAACGUGUGUGUCCCAUGGUGGAGCUGAGUGUCGGCAACAAAAAUUUCUAUCGGAGCCGGGAUCUUGGAUUUAAUAAAAGGACCAUAGAAUUAGAGAGCUGGAAGGGACACCCAGGGUCAUCUAGUCCACCCCCUGCAAUGCAGGAAUUUCGAGUAAAGAACCUGUGACAGGUGGGCCUUCCAACCUAUGUUCAGAAACCCCCAGCGAAGGAGAGUCCGCCACCUCCAUAAUAAUAAUAAUAGGUCGCCCAUAAUGAAUAGACUUCCAGCGAGUUCGAAUCCUGCUACACCUAGGAGAGGCGUAGAUGCCUGGUGAAGGUGGGUUUUGCAGGACAGCGAGGGUCCAUAUUAGGACGCGAUACUAUAUACAGUGCCUGGCUUGAAAGUCUGUAUCAAGAGCAUUUCCUUUUAACUAAAACAAAGAAACAAAAUGGCACCUCUCUGCAUUGUCAGUUUUGUGCAAUAAUGCUGAAUUAAACCAUGUGAUGCCAUCUUUCUCAAAAAUCGCUCCUCAGCCCAUCUUGGGCCUCUGACUGCAUGCAGACACAGGAAGCGGAAGUGGGCUGAGUAAUUCAUCUAGUAUGGUCUACACUGGCUGGGGAUGCUUUCGGGUACAGUGGGGCAGGGGAUGGGCCUAUUAAUGACUGCAUAUAAUUAAGGUGCAAACGGUUGCAGGGGUAGGGGGCUGAAUUAUGAAUUCUUUUCCAAUUCAUUUAUCGUCAGGCAUUCCAAAGCGACUCACAAUGCAACAAACUUUGUCUGGGAGAGUCGCAUGUGUAAGAUCCACUGAAACAUUUGCAUAUGUAAAAAAUAAAGAAGAGUUUGGAUUUGAUAUCCCGCUUUAUCACUACCCGAAGGAGUCUCAAAGCGGCUAACAUUCUCCUUUCCCUUCCUCCCCCACAACAAACACUCUGUGACGUGAGUGGGGCUGAGAGACUUCAAAGAAGUGUGACUAGCCCAAGGUCACCCAGCAGCUGCAUGUGGAGGAGCGGGGAAGCGAACCCGGUUCACCAGAUUACGAGACUACCGCUCUUAACCACUACACCACACUGACCCCUGGGCAGUUAAGUCCAGACAAAGGCGACUAUGGGGUUGCUUUCAGGCUGAGGGAGUCGGCGUUUGUCCACAGACAGCUAUCUGGGUCAUGUGGCAGAAGCCAGAGCGCACGGAAACUCCGUGUACCUUCUCGCCACAGCAGUACCUGUUUAUCUACUUGCACUGGUGUGCUUUAGAACUGCUAGGUUGGCAGGAGCUGGGCCUUUGGGGGUGAAGUUCAACUGUGGGCAGCUUGCAGCACCUGCUGUCGCUUCAUCAUGUCAUGGGCAAAUGCUCAAUGCCAGCAGAGGGAGUAGCAGCUCCAUUUAAACUCUGCUUUCGGCCUUCUAUACUGCCAGCUCUUUCUACAGAUUUCUGAAAGCUGGGCCAAUUACUUGGGCACAGAGAUCCCUCUCUCCACAGGGAAAUGACUCUCCUGAAACCACUGGCAAUGCCCACAUUUCCCUGUGCCACCUUCCCUCCGUAUAUUGUUUGUUCCCCUCAGCACCUCCUUUAUUGCAGCUGCCACCAGGGAUUUGAUCUACUUUGCUGUUAAUGUAGCCUGAAUGAGAAGGAAAGGUAAAACAAUGAAUUUAUAACAGGGAGAUGGACUAGAAUAAGAUGACCCUUGGAGUCCCUUUCAACUCCACUUUUCUAGGAUUCCAGAGCCAAUCCUGCUUCCUAAACACCACUGUUGUGCUCCAUGCGACGCCGCAACGGCACUUUUCACCCUGGCAUUGUGGGGCCGGCCUCACUUAAAUAGAGUGCGACCACCUCAUAGUAUAGCAGUUACACAAAUUUCUACAAAUUACCCCAGAUUAUCUAGUGGGGGACUUGUGUGAGGGAAAACUUAAUGAUUUGGAGUCUCAGUUAGCAUUUGCUCAAACAAACAACAAAGGAAGUUUAUGACACAAAGUGGGUAAAACAGGUUACUUCAGGUUAUGAUGUUAUUUCAGGUAACCGUUCACCUACUAAUAUUUAUACUAAAUCUAACUGAUGUUAUGGACUUCUAAUCAAGCACAGCUUCUUAUAAACUUCAGUUGCUUAUGUUCGGUUACUUCACUUCAGGUAGCUGUCACAGGUUUUUAGACUGAAUGGUAAAUGCUCAGCUUAUUUCCAGUUAUUUCACUUCAGUUCUUUCUCAGUUGUUGCACAGCUGUUGCCGCUUAGUACUUUGGUUCUUUUUUUUAAGCACAACUAUCCAGCUUUAUUGAAUUAAAAUACAAAUAUAUAUAUACAUAGAAGUAAGAAAAAGGGUGAGGGCGAACAAAGGAAAAGAAAAGAAAGUUUGCAUUGUUAUACAACCAGAUAUUAAAUUUUGAAUAAAAAGACUUCCAAUUCUU
This is a messenger RNA of Podarcis raffonei (Aeolian wall lizard), 5269 nucleotides long. RefSeq names its product zinc finger and SCAN domain-containing protein 21-like. The record is from RefSeq and is a predicted model, not a curated record. Gene Ontology annotation, biological process: regulation of transcription by RNA polymerase II. The transcript is spliced from 6 exons. Gene Ontology annotation, molecular function: RNA polymerase II cis-regulatory region sequence-specific DNA binding; DNA-binding transcription factor activity. Lineage: Eukaryota; Metazoa; Chordata; Lepidosauria; Squamata; Lacertidae. The coding region runs from base 586 to 2031 and encodes 481 amino acids.